Messenger RNA from Brassica oleracea var. oleracea, 516 nucleotides. RefSeq lists its product as uncharacterized. The transcript has a single exon. Bases 1 to 516 code for a protein of 171 amino acids. The record is from RefSeq and is a predicted model, not a curated record. Gene Ontology annotation, molecular function: RNA-DNA hybrid ribonuclease activity; nucleic acid binding. NCBI's taxonomy places the organism in Eukaryota, Viridiplantae, Streptophyta, Magnoliopsida, Brassicales, Brassicaceae.
AUGGCCACACUGACAAAAGCAACCACUGACGCUAGAGAAUGGCAACAAGCACAACAAGAGGUACACCGAGCAAUAGAACUUCAGACAGACCCGGAGAUACAACCAACAUCAACCAUCAUCAUCAACACGGAUGCAGCCUGGAAGGAGGAGACAAAAACGGCUGGAAUUGCUUGGAUCUUCUAUGAUGUCAAUGGGAAGCCGUUUCGACAAGGAAGUGGAACAGAAGAAUGGGUGAGCUCUCCAAUCAUGGCAGAGGCGCUUGCCAUCCGUGAAGCACUCUUACAAGCUCGAGGUCAUGGCCAUAUCAACAUCGCAAUCAGAUCGGACGCCCAGAUACUAAUCAGGGCAAUCAACGGAAGAGACCAAAUCAAGGGACUUUAUGGAAUCCUUCAGGACAUCCACAACUUAACUUGUUAUCUCUCCACCUCUGUUUUCUCGUUUAUUUCUCGCAAAGACAAUGUUGCAGCGGACAAUCUUGCUAAGAAGGCUCUGUUUAACUUCUUCAACUGCAUGUAA